GCCCGCCCGCGGGAUGGUCGCCCUCCCGGAGGCUGCGGGGCGGCGGCCUGGGGUCGGGGUCGGCGUGGUGGUGACGAGCAGCAGGCACCCGCGCUGUGUCCUCCUGGGCAAGAGGAAAGGGUCCUUCGGAGCCGGCAGUUUUCAACUUCCGGGGGGCCACUUGGAGUUCGGGGAAACGUGGGAAGAAUGUGCUCAAAGGGAGACUUGGGAAGAAGCAGCUCUUCACCUGAAAAAUGUUCGCUUUGCCUCAGUUGUGAAUUCCUUCGUCGAGAAAGAAAAUUACCAUUAUGUGACCAUACUAAUGAAAGGAGAGGUGGAUCUGACUCACGACCCAGAGCCAAAGAACACAGAGCCUGAAAAAAAUGAAAGUUGGGAGUGGGUUCCCUGGGAAGAAUUUCCUCCCCUGGACCAGCUUUUCUGGGCACUGCGAUGUUUAAAGGAACAAGGCUACAAUCCAUUUAAAGAGGACUUGGAUCAUCUGGUGGGGUACAAAGGCCAUCAUCAUCUCUAGGCAAGAAGAUAACGUGAUCUAUUUUGAAAAGACAAAAUGAGGUCCUGUUAGAGAAUGAAAAAUAACCCACAUUUCAGAACAACUGCAUUCUACCUAAAAGUUUCCAUGUGAUUGUCAAUUUAUUUGCUGUCUCUUCAUAUACCCACCACCCUUUCAGCCAGGACUUGUGAAACAUUUUCUGGCAUUAGGUCAGUUAGGUCACGUGAGACGGAGACUCAGAAAGUGUGAUAAAUGGUGAUAUUGUGCAAUUCUGCAUCCUGUACUCUUCUGUGAUAUUUACUGUGCAGUUUGCCGUUACCCGCUGCAUGGAGGGGACGGCAAUAGAACAGCCUCCGUGUGUCCCUUCAAAUAGAGAUCCUCGUUCAGACGCUGACACGGCAUGCCUGCCGCAGCAUUUGUCACGUGGUUUGAUUUUCCUCUUCUGUUUUAUUUAAAACAAAAUUUUCAGGGGAUCCCUGGAUGGCUCCAUGGUUUAAAAUGCACCUGCCUUAGGGCGUGAUCCUGGAGGCCUGGGAUCGAGUCCCACGUCGGGCUCCCUGCAUGGAGCCUGCUCCUCCCUCUGCCUGUGUCUCUGCCUCUCUGUGUGUCUCUCAGGAAUAAAUAAAUAAAAUCUUUAAAAUAAAUUCACCCAAUUAGACAUGAAGGUUUAUGUCAAUGCAAAUCAAAAACUAACCCGGGCUCUCUUAUUUAUAGGAAAAGGUCAAAAGAUAGGUUUCGUAUUACAGGAGGAUUGCAUUUACCCCAGCACCGAAUGUGCUCAGUUGACAUCCCAUGAUCAGUCGGUAAAUAUUUCUUUAGAUAACCAGGUGAACGGAGGAGGAUCUAGAACUCUUAGGUAAGCAGUUAAUUCCUUUUUUUAAGAUUUUUAAAAAUUUAUUUGAGAGAGCGAGAGCACAAGUGGGGAGAGGGGCAGAGGGGGCAGCAGGGUCCCGGCUGCGCAGGACCCCGGGGUCCCAGCCUGGCCUCAGACCCGAGCCCAAGGCAGCUGUUAACUGAGGCAGCCGCCCAGGCGCCGCUGUGGGCGCUUCAUUCUUAAAUGGUCUGAGGAUUGCCUUUGAUGGCACCCCACGAAUGCUCACUACUGGCCAGUGUCUUUUUUAAAGAUUUUAUUUAUUUAUUCAUAGAGACACAGAGAGCGAGGCAGAGACACAGGCAGAGGGAGAAGUGGGCUCCAUGCAGGAAGGCGGGGAGCCUGAUGCGGGACUUGAUCCCAGGACCCAGGGAUCACGACCUGAGCCCAAGGCAGAUGCUCAACCACGGAGCCACCCAGGAGUCCCUCCUGUUGACUUUCUAGAAUAUUUUAAGAAAUCCAAAUUCUGAAAUACAUUUAGACCCCAGGGCUUAGGUUGAGGGGUCGUAGAGCUGUAUAUAUAAGUGCAAAGUGAGCGUGUCCACAGCAGUUUGAUUUCUUUGAGGCACACGUGACUAUUUUAUUUUUUUAAAAAGAUUUUAUUGGGCAGCCUGGGUGGCUCAGUGGUUUAGCACCGCCUUCAGCCCAGGGCCAGGAUGAGUCCCACAUCGGGCUCCCUGCAUGGAGCCUGCUUCUCCUUCUGCCUGGGUCUCUGCCUCUCUUUCUCUCUCUCAUGAAUAAAUAAAAUCUUUAAAAAAUAAAAAAAUAAAAAGUAUUUUAUUUAUUUAUUCAUGAGAGACACAAAGAGGCAGAGACCCAGGCAGAGGAAGAAGUAGGUUCCCUGCAGGGAGCCCAAUGCGGGACUUAAUCCCGGGACCCCAGGAUCAUGCCCUGGGCAGAGGCAGAUGCUCAGCUGCUGAGCACCCCCGAGUGUCCCUCCCUUUUCUUUUUUAAUCGUCUGCCCCAUGAACCCUCAUAAGGAAUCUAUGUUCCUUAGUCCUCUGUGUUUUUCUGUUUGGGUUUAUUUGUUGUCGUUUUGUCUGUGUUGGCCUGCGAGUGCAACCACAAGCUUCCUGGAGGGAAGAGGUGCUAAGACCCUUGGACCGUGAUGCAGGGCCUGAGACGGGUCCGGAAAGGCUGUAGGGCCGGAUGCUCAAACUUGAGUGGAAGGCCCCACCCCGGUCUCCAGGCAGCAGGCAGCGGGCAGCUUCUCCAGGCCGCCUUCCCACAGCCUCCCCGUGACUCUGAAACGCUUGAAUGUGGCCACACUUGGAGAAACACCCCGUUCCAGGCACUUGGCCGUGUAACCGAUGUGGCCGUUGGCGCUUUGCACAAACCUAACAUCCUUAACAGGGGAAAGGCAGCUGUAGGAUACUAAUUUUAAACCUUGGACACUUUGAGUGCAAUCCCAUUGUAUUAAAUCGGACCAAAUAUCAACGAUACUGUUGACACUUAAAGUGAAACCCUAUUGUUGCACAGUAGAGACGAGAGCACGGAAUGUUCUGGUAUGCAGGUUAGAAAAAAAUUGAGCAGAGGGGAUUCUGGAAAAGCCCAUUCUUAGAGCACUAAGCAGUGAUUCCUGAGGAUGUUUUCAUACCAAACCUGUGGCAACCGGGUUUUCAGUGACAGAGAAAUGAGUGCUAUUAGGUAAAGGGGAAUACGCCACCCUUAAAUGGGCCAUUUUGGCAUAUUGAUUAAUUUUAAUUAAGGUUACUGAAGAAAUAGCCAGUGCAAGAAGGCAUCCUCACCCUCCUCUGUGUUCCCGAAAGCGGGAAAUAAAUCUCCCCCGUGAAAGGCACCGUCCGUAUGCACCAGGAGGAAGAGAGACACGGUUAUCCCCAGAGAUAGGGGAUUUAGCAACAAGAAGACGGAGAUACCGUUACUUCUUCACUGAUUAACCACCCCAAGCUCAGACCCCUUUGGUUUUGUCAGUUCUUCAUGAAUGCAUCGUUCCUUCAAUGCAUGGGCACUUCGUUGAUUUUCGUAUUCGUAUGGGCUCCCGUAUAUACAACAUUAGAUUUCUCCUCCUGUGACUCCAUGUCGAUUUAGCUAUUAGACCAGCCAAAGAACCUAGAAGAGGGGGAAAGCUUUCUGCUCCCACGUCGGGCACGCUCACUAACAAGGGUCCCAUGUACGUGAGUCUCAGGUACUUGCGUCAGGAUCAAGGAGUGAACUUUCCAGUACAGGAAAAGCAGCAAUCCAAAAGCAUGACAUUUUGGGGGGGGAGGGGUGUUUAAAAAUUUAUGCAAACUUUUGAGGCGCCCAGGUGGCACAGUUGGUCGAGCAUCUCAGUUUCUGUUCAGGUCGUGGUCUCAGGGUCGUGGGACUGGGCCCCGUGUCAGGCUCCUUGUGCGCAGCACGGGAUCUGCUUGAGAUUCUCUCUCCCUCUCGCUCUGCCCCUCCCCCCUGCUCAUUCUCCUCUCUCUCUCUCUCUCUCUGAUAAAUAAGUCUUUAAAAAAGAUAAUAAAAAAUUGAUGCAAACUUUGGAUUGUACCUCAGGAGACCCAAGUGUUCGAUUAUGACAUUUUUGGUCAUGAUGUCUUUGAUACUAAUGCCUUUAAUUAACACUCGUGUAUGUAUUUAUUGAUUUUUGAAGGCCCUGCUCCAUGCCACAACUCUUGGGCAGUUUUUGUUUGUUUUGUUUUACCUUCUUAGAAGUCACAUUGUUGCAAUAAAUGUUGAAGUUUUGAACUGUC
Nyctereutes procyonoides (raccoon dog) is the source of this 4057-nucleotide messenger RNA. It is a transcript of the gene NUDT15, whose product is annotated as nudix hydrolase 15. The record is from RefSeq and is a predicted model, not a curated record. The transcript has 3 exons. Bases 14 to 511 code for a protein of 165 amino acids. Gene Ontology annotation, cellular component: cytosol. Gene Ontology annotation, biological process: dGTP catabolic process. Lineage: Eukaryota; Metazoa; Chordata; Mammalia; Carnivora; Canidae. Gene Ontology annotation, molecular function: 8-oxo-7,8-dihydrodeoxyguanosine triphosphate pyrophosphatase activity.